Molecule: messenger RNA, 645 nt
Organism: Andrographis paniculata
Lineage: Eukaryota; Viridiplantae; Streptophyta; Magnoliopsida; Lamiales; Acanthaceae
Product: mitochondrial import inner membrane translocase subunit TIM10
Exons: 6
Coding region: 155-412 (85 amino acids)
Biological process (GO): protein insertion into mitochondrial inner membrane
Cellular component (GO): mitochondrial inner membrane
Source: RefSeq, a predicted model, not a curated record
GAGCGUCGAUUUCGUAUAGCGUGGACGGUUAGGAUCUAUCAGGUUCACCAUAUAAAUAUCUCCUAGUAGGGUAGGGCUGUAUUUGUUUGUUGACUUUAUUUCGCUUCCAUUUAGGGUUUUGCAGCAGCAGCGCAUAAACCCUUUAUACGAUCUAAUGGCUCCGAGCAACGGCCCGUCUGCCGCUGAGAGAGAUCAGCUUAUUGGGAUGAUGGAGAAGGAGAUGGAGUAUAGGGUUGAAAUGUUUAACAAGCUUACUCACACAUGUUUCAACAAAUGCAUUGAGAACAAGUAUAAGGACUCAGAGUUAAACAUGGGUGAAAACAGUUGCAUUGACCGCUGCGUAGCAAAAUAUUGGCAGGAUCUCUGCUUUUCAAUCAGAUUUCCCUUAAUCACUCAGUAUGAGCAGGGAUGACUGAUGAUUAUCCCAGAAACCAAAUUAAACCUGUAUAAAGCUGCAUUUAUCAUAUAGCCUUUGGAAUGCCACAAGAGCAACAUGUAUUAUUAAUAAUCUUUGUAUCAUGCUAUCUCUGAAAUUUGUUUUCACUUCAUAGAAAUGUUUGGUUGGAUAGGUUCUUCAACAUAUGUGGCAGCUAGUUUCUUCUGUUUACUUCUCUGUAUGGCCUUUCUUGACUGGUUUAUUUAUUU